Molecule: messenger RNA, 780 nt
Organism: Anguilla anguilla (European eel)
Lineage: Eukaryota; Metazoa; Chordata; Actinopteri; Anguilliformes; Anguillidae
Product: olfactory receptor 6K3-like
Exons: 3
Coding region: 25-780 (251 amino acids)
Biological process (GO): G protein-coupled receptor signaling pathway
Cellular component (GO): membrane
Molecular function (GO): G protein-coupled receptor activity; olfactory receptor activity
Source: RefSeq, a predicted model, not a curated record
UGCUUCCUGUGAGGACCGACUUCGAUGAGGAACUCUGUUAAAACGAGCAGCCUCACAGAUCCCUCUGAGAGAAAGUUGCAGGUCAGACGAGCAGGCAAGAUGAGAGCUCGAGGAGCUAACGGAACGACCGAGCAAACGCAAAAUGCCAAUCAACAGCUGGACUACAACCAAAGCCACAUCCAACAGUUCCUCAUUGCUGGGGGAGAGCUGGGACUCAAACACUUCUACACAGAGCUCUCUGUUCUCCUCCUGGUGGUCUACCUUCUAGUGCUCAUUGGUAACUUUAUGGUUUUCUUUGCAGUGGUGCUGGAGACCAAACUGCACACACCCAUGUACAUUUUCCUCAGCAGUCUCUCUCUAACAGAUAUCAUCAUCACAACCAGCGUUCUCCCCAAGAUGAUAUCGGUGUGCCUACUGAAUGAUAUUGCCAUUUCUUUCUCCGGCUGCUUCUUGCAGCAGAUCACCUAUUUGACAUUUCAGGUUACUGAGAGCAUUUUGCUUCUUUUAAUGUGCUAUGACCGCUAUGUGGCAAUUUGCAAUCCUCUACGCUACAAUGAUAUCAUCAAUCCCCGGAUGUGUGUUCUACUCUCAGUCUUUGCUUGCAUUGUUGGAUUUUUAGUGAUGCUUCCACUUACAACGUAUGCAUCAAGGUUAACUUAUUGUGGGAACCACAUCAUGUUCUGGUUUUGUGAUUUCCCUACAGUUAUCGCACUGUCCUGUUUGGACACAACAAUCAUGCUGUUCACAGCUCUAUCGAUUGCUUUACUACUCACUGUAUAG